Messenger RNA from Lytechinus variegatus (green sea urchin), 588 nucleotides. Its product is annotated as CLIP-associating protein 2-like. The annotation marks the transcript as partial. Lineage: Eukaryota; Metazoa; Echinodermata; Echinoidea; Temnopleuroida; Toxopneustidae. Gene Ontology annotation, biological process: mitotic spindle assembly. The transcript is spliced from 6 exons. The record is from RefSeq and is a predicted model, not a curated record. Gene Ontology annotation, cellular component: mitotic spindle; spindle microtubule; microtubule organizing center. Gene Ontology annotation, molecular function: microtubule binding.
AAGACUGCUCCUGCAAAGAGACCUGCUGCAUCCACAACACAACGAAAGUCCAUUAGUAGACCAUCAACAGGUUCCAGCAGUGGUGCAGUAGAUGAGAAUUUCUUCCAAGCUGCCUAUGAAGAUGUCCCUAGUGUUUCAAUAUUCACAACAAAACAGCUGGAGGAUGAUCUUAGUAAGAUGUCUACCAUUCUAAGUAAUGAUAAAGCAGAUUGGGAACUUCGAGUGACAGCAUUGAAGAAAUUACGAGCAUUCAUCAUAGCCGGUGCAGCAGAAUAUGAUUGCUUUGGGCAAUCACUAAGGCAGAUGGAAGAAGCCCUUAUUUUGUCAGUCAAAGAUCUAAGGUCACAGGUCUUACGAGAAGCUUGUGUCACAUUAGCGUUUUUAUCAAUUCGUCUGAAGCGGCAGUUUGACCAUGCUGCAGAGGUUGUCCUUCCCCAUUUAUUUAUUCUCAUUCAGAAUAGUGCAAAGGUCAUGGCCACAUCAAGCAUGGUUGCAAUAGACGUUAUCAUUAGGCAUACACAUUCACCUAGGCUUAUACCCAUUAUGAAAAGCAAUGCAACUUCUAAGUCAACUGCCAUUAGGAAGUAA